AUGACAGGAAAACAUCUCCAGAUGGUGGAGGAAUUAAAUUUUCUUUUGCUAGAGGGAAUUGAAGUUGCUACCAAGGAGGGAUCUACAAGGAUUUACUUUACAUUAGGUUUGCUGUUAGGUGACAAUGAGGCCCUCAACAAUGCCUCUGGAUUUAUGGAGGAUCCAAAUGCUACCAUUUAUUGCAGACUUUGUAAAAUGCGGAAGCAAGAAAAUCAAAAGAACUGUCCUCUUCGAGAUGAGUUCAUGAGAACGCCUCAGCAGUAUGUCACAGAUGGUUUUCAGAAUCAAAAACAAACUGGUGUUAAAGAAAAUUCCAUUUGGAACCUUGUUCUCGUCUUCCACGUGGUAAAAAAUUUCUGUCAAGACAUAGCCCAUGACUUACUUGAAGGAGUCUGCAAAUAUGGCAUGCAGCACAUUCUCUAUUAUCUCAUUUGUAGCUCAAAUAAAAUUUUAAGCCUUGAUGAACUUAAUGCGAAACUCAAAUCUUUCAAUUACGAAAAAAAUGGUUUCAGUAAUAGGCCACCCCUUUUGAGAUACGAUGAGAUUAAUAAGAAGAAGAAGUUGCACAUGUCUGAAAGUGAAAUGCAUACCUUCAUUUUAAUAUUUCCCAUGCUUGUCGAGGAUAUAGUUGAAGGUGGCAUAAAUAUCGAAAACGAAAUUUGGCAGUACUUUUCUGUUUUGAGACAAAUUAUGGAUAUUUGUUUUGCGAAAUCUUUAAGAACAGAGUUGAUUGAUAUUUUGGAUUCUCUCGUGAAUCAGCACCAUAACUUGUAUCUAAAACUAUUUAAUGAUCCAUUGAAACUCAAGUUUCAUAACAUGAAACACUAUUCGCUAGUCAUAAAAAUGUCUGGCCCUUUGUCUCAUCUUAAUCUCCUGAGAUUUGAAUCCAAGCAUCGAGAGCUAAAAGCUAUUGCCAUCUCAACAACAUCAAGGAUAAAUCCUUGUCAUACUAUUGCCGUUAAAGAGCAGCUGCGAUUAUGCCAUUGUCUUCUUGGAAAACACGGAUUGCCUCCUAAAUUCGAAUUGGGCCAUGGUUACAACCUGGAGUGUGCAUCUUUAAGCACUCAUUUCAAUAUAACUCAGGAUGCUUUGUCUAUCGAUAAGUUUUCAGGGCCUUGGUUAGAUGUUAAAUGGGUAGACAUAAAUGGAAUUGAUUACAACAUUGGUUCAGUUGUAGUUCUUGAUGUGAAUCCUGAUGGGUUUCUAGAAUUUGGUAAAAUUUUGAAUAUUUUAGCCAAUGAGGACCAACAUGUUCUUUUCAUCUAUGAAAAGUUAGUAGCACAAUCCUUCAAUGAAGAGAUUCAUGCUUACGAAAUUGUCAAUUCUAAUCAGAUUACAUUUUCACUGGCUGAAAAUCUCCUAUCUCCUUUUUUAGCUAUUCAUCAUUAUUUGUCAGAUGGACGAGACAUUGUAUCACUAAGACAUGCAGUCUGA
Messenger RNA from Belonocnema kinseyi, 1434 nucleotides. RefSeq lists its product as uncharacterized. The coding region runs from base 1 to 1434 and encodes 477 amino acids. The record is from RefSeq and is a predicted model, not a curated record. Lineage: Eukaryota; Metazoa; Arthropoda; Insecta; Hymenoptera; Cynipidae. The transcript has a single exon.